AUAUAAGAUAUAUGCUAUUGGCAUAUACACGAAAUCACGACAAAGAGUGAAGACUCUACGCGACGGGAGCGCGACCGAGCGUUGUGUAUGCUACAGUAGUCCGUUUGCACAGCCAAGGACUUACUGGUGUUCGAUAGGCCGCAUCACAUGCGCAUUCUGUUACACUGAUACACAGAGUUAUUAAGGUUAACCCAUUAAUGGCAAAGCACGUUUUCUGCACGUCGGCGUUGCCCUCCAUGCCAGCUGUGCGCUGGGCCUAGACCAUUUUAGGCAGACCCACUUCUAGCCAACAUACCUCCACCAAGUCUGGUCUGCAGAAGUUAGAAAUGGCUUCCAAUUCAGCGCUGGAUGAAGUAGACGAGCCCCUUAACCACAGCGAUUCGCAGGCUGCAGUGCCUAGCCAGCUUUCAUCCGAUUACAGAUGGUUCAACCCAAUGCACUGCCAGGGAAAGUACUCUGACCAAGUUCGCCGUGGACCGUCUGCGCUGGCACGCAAUUAUCGCGGCACUUACAAUCGACGGUCCAUUCUGUCCGCCUCUUUUUUCGCCAGCGACGAGCAAGCAGCCAGCGAGAGCAGCUCAAGCGAUAACAGUCUUGGCGGCAGCACUGCCGGCGCCGACCCAUGCCAAUCGCCAUCAUCCCAGCUGGGUUCCCUGCCCCAACCGCAGUCCCACCCAGCAACCGACGCUUCCACCACCACUGCCUCCCAGCUCCCUUCUCCCGCCCUCGCCACCGCCUUCCUAACCGAGACCUCCAACCCGCUCUGCUCCGAAGCCAGCAAUGCCGCCAGCUCAGUCGGUAGCGAGAUCGCCUGGAAGCCCCUCCCGCCGCAGCCCCUCUCCGACGUCUCCGCCCGCCUGCGAACCCUCCCUGCCAUCCACCUCCGCGCCCUAGCCUCCCUGGCUCGCCUGCAAGUGCCGCUAGGCGCCCCCCAGGCGGUGACGGCCCUGGGCGCCUCGCUAGACCUCUCGGCAGCUGAGCAGCCCUGGCGACGGCAGUGCGCCAACCCGCUGUUCGGCGGUGAAGCGGCAGCCGCUGCUGCUGCUGCCGCCGCUGGCGGCGGCGCCGCAGCGGGUGGCGGUUUCGAGAGGGGCGGCGGCGGCGGUCGUUGGAGUCAGCGGCAGUUGCAGCGGACGGGGUCGGCUUCGCCGACGAUGCCCUCGUCAGACGGCGGUUCGCCGCAUGCCGCAGGCGGCGACGCCGCUGCGUUGCUUCAAGAGCUGUUGCGUCUUCAGUUGAUCACUGUCGUACAGCGAUCCGGCGGCGACAUAGACGGACAGUCGCCUGGACUGCUCUGGCGGCAAUCUUUCGCCACCUCCGCCGCCGCCGCAACCAUCAACAACAACCCUGCCAGCGACGCCGGCAGCGGGGCCAUGCUGCAGAUUACUUCCGUUGGCGGCGGCGGCGCCCCCGGUGGCGGGUCCGGUAGCAAGGGCGGCGGCGGCAGCGGCGUCUUGAGCCGUUACCGCAGCACCGGCGGCGGAAGCUGCAAGCCCCUCGGCCCUUCCCGCACGCGCUGCGAGGCGCUCCGAAGCCAGGAGAGCAGCCGCGGCGGCUGUAGCAGCGCCAGCACCUCCCUCGGAGGCAGCAGCAGCCUCAGCAGCUGUGACUACCCGCUUAUCUCCGAAACCACGAACCGCGUGGUGAAGACGGUUCACUGGGCGCCCGAGGAGCGCUGGGAGGUGGUGGUAGUUCCGCUGCAUGUGCAGCAGGCGGUGCUCAGCUCCGUGGCGGCGUUGGAUCUGGAUCUGGCUCCGGUUGAUCCCGGAGCGACGGCGGUGGCGGCGGCGGCGGCAGGCGGCGGAGCAGACGACGCUGUUGCCGUGGAGGCGAAUGCGGCGGCGGAUGGAGAGCAGGAUGAGGAAGGCGGCGACGGCGGCGAUGGCGGCCGUAUCGCGUCGGCGGAGGUGGCGCAGCAGCAGGAAGAUGAGCAGCCGCAGCAGCAGCAACAGCAGGCGGCGACGGAUGGCGACGUCCGCGGCUCUGGCGGCGGUUCGUCUUCCUGCAGCGCCGCCGCUUUGCAGCAUGUUGACCGCGCCGCUAGCCGCGCGCUACAGCUGCUUGCAUGGGACCUGGCGCAGCGCAUGCGGCUAGCGCUGACCGUCACAACGGCCUGCGGUUGCACGGGCUGCGGUUGUGGUUGCGGCUGCCAGGGCAACGGAGGGCGGUUGCAGGCGCAGGUCGACACCAUGAGUCGACUGGUGGAGAUAAACGGACACCUGGCGGCGCCGCCACCUGCCGACGACGCAUCGGCGGAUGACCUGACGGAGGUGUCGUUCGGCGGCGCGGCGGCGGCAGGCCCGGCGGACGUCAAGUGGAUUUCCGGGCUGCAAGGAUGGGAGCGCGGCGACACAAUGGGCGGCGGCGGCGGUGGCGGUAACGGCGGCGGCAGCACCGGUGGCGGCGGCGGAGGCGGGUGCUACACGGAGGAAUGUACGGCGGCGCAGCAGCUUGCGGCGGCGGCGGCGCUGGUGGAGUUGUCGCGCGCAUUGCUAGCGGCGGUUGAGGGUGGUUGGAUGGAGCGCCACGGCGCCACGCUAGCGGGCUGUCCGCUGACGUGGCCCAUGGCGCGACUGGCGACGGCGCUGUCUAGCUGGAUCCGCGGCGGCGACGGCGAGGGCGACGGCGGCGAGGCUGCGGUUGAGGAGGAGGUGGAGGGUAGCUUGGCGCUGAGGCUGUGGCGGAGCAGGGUUGCGUUGCUGAAGUCCCGCGAGCAGCCGCUGGCUGGGGUGCUCGUGGAGUGCGGUAGCGACCUGAGUGAGGAGGGGGAGAUGGAGGCUUACCUACUGGCAGCUGAGGUGCUCGCGGAGAUGGAGGAGGAGCGGCUGGUGGGGAUGGCGGCGGUGAGGGAGGAGGAGGAGGAGGAGGGAGGGAUGCAGCAGCUGCAGCAACAGGUGGUGACGCUGGAGGAGUUGGAGGAGGUCAUGGCGGUUGCGCUGCCCCCGGUGGCGGAAGAAGAGGAGGAGGAGGCGGAGGAGAAAGAGGAGGAGGAGUGUGAGCUGGUUAGCGAGAAGGACACUACUCCCGAGGUGGUCUCCGCACCCUCCCAGCCGCUGCUGCCUGCCAGCCCGCUACCUGCGGCCAGCCCCGCAGGAGACCAACAGCAGCAGCAGCAGCGGUUCGGCAGCAGUGGCGGCAGUGGCAAUACCCCCUCGCCGCCGCCGCUUGAGGUUCCUGGGGCAGCCAUGCAGCAGCAGCUGGACGGCCAGCAGCAGCAGCAGCCGCAGGAGGAGGCGCACCAACAGCUGCCUCCACCGACACUGCAGCAGCAGGAGGAGGAGGAGGAGGAGUCUGACUUGCUGGGGCAUCAGCUCCUUCUGCCACCGCCGCCAAUGCCAGAGCAACAGCAGCCCCGGCGGCAGCAGCAACAGCGCGGACCGGAGCAGCCACGCAGCGAGUUAUGCGCGUCAGAACAACAACAGACCGAUGGCGGAUGCACUGCUGCUGCUGCUGCUGCUCCGGAUAUUGACACCACAGUAGUUGUUUCGAAGCUCGCGGCAGCGGCGGAGGAAGUCCGGGAGGCAGCCCGCCUGCUGGCGGCGGCACACGCCUUGCUGCCGCCGUCGCAGCUGCAGUACGGUACGGCGAUGCUGCUGACGGCGCCGCCGGGGCUGUACGGCAACGAGCCGGCGGCAGCGGCGGAUGAUGAUGACGGCGGCGCUGCUGCUGCUGCUGCGGAGGUGGUUGCGGCUGCUGGUGAGAUGUUGCGUGGUGCGAUCAGGCGCGCGCGGGCUGCUCAGGAGGCGCUGGCGGAGGCGGAGGCGGCGGGUGGUGGUGAAAAGGAGGAGGCUGCCGGCGCCAGCCCGGAGGAGGCGCAUCUACGAACCUCGGCAGCACUCCUGGCGGCACGCGGGCUCCUCCUGAGCGCCGGACUGAGCCUGGCGGCGCCGACGGCCGUCACCGCUGACGCCGCGGCGGUGGCGGAGGCGGCGACGGCGGUGGCGGAGGCGGAGGUCCUGCUGACGGAGGCACUGAGGUCUCUGACGGCGGACAACGCUGGGUGCUAUGGGGCGCCGGAGACGGAGCCAGCGGCGGCGGUGGGUGAUGACGUCACCAGCCUGACGCCGAUUGCCGUACAUGAUGUGUGCGCGCUGCUGGCGGAGGCGGCGGCGCUGCAGGGUGUCGUACGGGAGGCUCGGGGCCAGGUGGCGGGGGCGGCGUGGCGGUACGAACGCGCGCUGGAGCUUUGCCAGCAGACCCCUGGGUCACUGCCAGACUCCCUCCUCCUGCUCAACGCCGCCGCCACCGCCGCGCGAGCCCGUUGUGCGGUACGACUGGCGGCACUGACGCCGUACGCCACCCCCUCCAAUCCGAGCACCCCCGCGUCGUCGCGCAUGUGCACGCCGAGGGACGGCGCCGCCUCCACCGCCGGGAAGGCCCUGGCGGCGGCGGCGGCUCGCGCUCUGGCGGCGGGCGCGGCGCCGAGCGAGCCGAAGGACCCAUGGGUCACUCCGUGGGACCUGCCGUGGUACGCCUUGGGCCGCGCCAAGUCUACGGAGGGCGACUUCUGGGGGUAUAAUGCCUGGAGCGAGGAUGCGGAGGCUGAGGGCGCCGACGCCGCGUGGGCGCAGCCGCUGCCGCCGCCGUCGACAGCGCCGCCGCCGUGCAUGCGAGUGGUGUUGGCGGCGGCAGCGGCGCUGCCGCAGCUGGCGGCUGAGUAUCGUUACGUGGUGGAGGCCCUGACGCGUGGUGAGCAGCUGACGCCGCCGUCAGCGGACGCAGGGGCCGACUCGGCGCUCGCGGCUGACGGCGACGUCGCGGUGCCUGACGCGGCGGCGGCGCCGCUGGCGGGUGUGGCGCUCACGCUGGCGCGUCUACAGCUGCUGGCGGCGGCGGCUCCGCCCUGCAGCGGCGACAGCCUCCGUCAGGGCCAGCGUUCGCAGCUGCUGCGAGAGGCCGCCGCCGCCGCCUCGGAGGCAGCAUGCUGGCUGGGGUGGCUGCCGGGUCGUGCUGAGAGUACGGCAACAGCAGCAGCACCGGCGGCGGCAGCGGCAGCUGUACGGCAGCCCGUGUGGUGGUCGCGGCUACGGCACCCCGAGGCGGCGCUGCUGGCGGCGGUGUGUCUGGCGGCUACGGCGAGGCCGUACGUGGUGCCGCCGCAGUCGCUGGGAGCUGCAGGUGUGGGGGAGGUGGAGGGGGCUGCUGCGGCUGCGGCGGCUGCGGCAGGAGAAGCACCGCCGGCUGAGGUGACGGCGGCGGAGGUGGAGGUGGAGGUGCCGUCGUACGAUCCUGCCUGGGACCUGGCCUGGGAGUGGGGCAAGCGGGCACUGAAGGCCCGUCAGCAGCUGUACGGCGCCACCUCCGAGCCCUCCCUGGAAGUGCAGGCGCUGCUGGCGCACGUGGCGGGAGCCGGCAUGGGGUUGUGGCACGCCGCGGAGCCGCUGCUGGUGUCGCUGAUCGCACUGCGCAGCGAGGCGCUCAGCCCCGCCGCCCCCGCCACCCAGGCGGCUGCGUGCGCCUAUGCGGAGCUGCUACUGGCGCACAACAGGCUCCGUACGGCCGACAGCUUCCUGGCCCGGCUGGUCCCCCGGGUCAAGCGCCACUACCGCGCAGUACUCCGGGAGCGAUCCGCCGCCGCCGGCAGCAACACCGGCAGCAACAACCGUACCCCCGCCGGCAGCGGCGCCGCUGGCGGCAGCGGCAGCGGCGGCAUGACUCGUACGGCAGCCCGUACCGAGCAGGCGGAGGCGGCCGCAAGUGACACCGGUGCCGCUCCCUUGCUGGCGCUGCAGCGGCGGUUGGGCGAUAUCCGCCGUACGACAGCGUCUCCGCGAGCAGCAGGAGGAGCGCUGCCGUCACCGCGGCAGCUGUCGUCAGCCCGACUGCUGCUGCAGUCCUCGCCACGCACACAGGCAGCCCUGCUCAGCCCCCGCAUGCUGCCGCUGCCCCCGACGCCGGCCUCCCCUCAGCAGCGACCGGCGACUCCGCGCGGAGUGGUCAUGUCCUCACCGCCGCUGACGCCGCGUGUGGCCGCAACCGCCGCCGCCGCAGUCGCUGUUUCCGCUGGCGCCGCCGCCGCCGCCAUUGAGGCGUCGCAGUCGCUUUCCUCCGCCGCCGACGGCCUCUUCGUCGCCGGCGGCGGCGGCGGUCGCGGCGUGAUGUCGGCGGGCGCCAGCGGGCCGCUGUCGGGACGUUCCUCGGGUGUGCAUGUGCGGAGCCUGCAGGCGGUGGCGGAGGAGCCGGAGGCGGAAGAGGAGGUGGGAGGGGGUGCGACGGUGGCGACGGCGGCGGCGGCGGCGGAGGUGGAGAUUGAGGCAGCGACGGAGGCGGUGUGUGGGGUGACGGAGGAGGAGACGGCAAUGCUGACGUCGCUGUUGGGCGGAGGGGCGGCGGCUGAGGGCGUGGCGGAGGUGGAGGUGGAGGCACCGCCGCUGAUCCGUUCGGAGGUGGUUGUGGAGGCGACGUCGGAGGGGGGGAGCUCCUGGGGCAUGCGACGGGGAAGCGGUGUGGCUUCCUGGGUGCUGCCGGCGGGUGUGGAUUUGUGCGGGGCGGCGGUGGUGGUGGUGAGUGGGUCAAGGGGGCCAACGGCGGGUGGUGCGGGAGAGGGACUGGGGAAGGGGGCGGAGGGGGGGAAGAGGGGCGCGGCAGCGGCGGGGGCGGUGGCUGCGGAUUUGCUGGCGGCGGUCGUUGAGGCGACGCAGAGGCAGCAGAGCGCGGUGAGCCCGAGGGGGUGAUGGAGGAGGUGGGCGCGGUUGGUUUCGGUGCGUGGGGAGGUGCUGCUUGGGUGGCGUUGUGUUUUAAUGGUUGAGGUAUAAUGCGAUGCGGGUGAGGGCCCUAUCCUGGUUGUGUAAUUAACCGAUAGAGAUUAAUCAUUUUAGUCUUUUGCCCAUCGGUAGUUGCGAGCCCAUGUACAUAGCGACGUCUGCGUUGAGAAGACGGUUUAUAUCAUCUUUGUGUGAAAUUGAUGAGGUUUCCUGACGUACUAUAUUAUAUUAUAUACUAGGGGGAAUGGUAUUUGAUGGAACCAUGGGUCACAAAGGGUUCUUUCCCACCUGCUGUCCGCCCCACAGCUUUGACCUCUCAAAGAGGCAAUUGUCAUAUCCAUGUAUAUACAGAGGUUUUGCGUAAGUCCAGGUGAAUACAGUUAACCCAGUGGGUGGUUGUGGAUGGGUGGUUACCUUACAUGACUGUGGAGAGAUGGUUAACCCCUGACAUUUGUGUAUCGACACGUCCCAAUGAAAUUAUUUUGGUUAGUGCCUUGCUGUUACGGGGGCUCUUUUCUCCUAUGUAUUGUACGUCUUACGCUGUUUUCCUCUUCCUUGCGCGUCUGUUGAUGCCGGCAUUUGCAUACAACCAUCUGUAGGGGUCCCCUAUAGUGUUGCCUACUAACUACUAACCACACAUAGCGAUUGGUGCGUGGGAAUCAAGCAGCCCAUGUUUAUUUGUUUGGAGAGCUGCUGCGCUUCGCCGUAUACGUUGACGUUCGGCGCCCCAUAGUUGACUGAACGCGUGCGCAGUUAACCCGUAUGGUAUACCGCUCCCUCUGUUGUGUUUUCAACGCGUAGGGUCACACGCGUUGCCCUUUCAUUACUUGGGUGUAUCUUACAAAACGUCUGCUGUGAGUAGAUGUGGCUCAUUCACGCAGGCGCACCAUUCAUUUCAAAGCUGUAAACCCCAAAUAUACACCUCAGACGAGCCCAGC
This is a messenger RNA of Astrephomene gubernaculifera, 7642 nucleotides long. The record is from the annotation of a GenBank genome assembly. Lineage: Eukaryota; Viridiplantae; Chlorophyta; Chlorophyceae; Chlamydomonadales; Astrephomenaceae.